AUGUGUUGGCCCGCGCCUCUUCUCCUCCUCUUGUGGCAUUGCUCUCAGUACCCAGCGGUUGUACCCCUUUCUUUCCUGCCACCCCCAGUGUCAGUCACCUGUUCAGACCCUCGACACCAAGUCUAUCAGCGGCAGGACAACGAAAGCUGUGUCUCAUGCUUGUGGGACGGGGACGUCCGGCUGAAGUAUUCAAAAGUUCCCAGAUUGGUUCCAGAUAUCAAGAGGGAAGAGAACAAUCAGCGGCCCCCUCCUCAUUGCCUCUGGUACAGAGACUCCAUCUUGGUAAACAAUACAAAUAACUGGUCAGGUCAGCUGGUGUUGGGCCCAGGCUCAGUCGGCAGACGUCCCCAUCCUCCUUGGGUCUUCACACAUAUCACCGUGCAGUGUGUAUCAUCCUGGUGCUAUGGGCCCACAUGUCUUCACCGCAACCUGAGCAUUGAAAUGACCGGGCAGGAUGUCCGUCUUUUCCUGCUGUGGCCACGCGAGCUGCCCGUCCGUGAAUGGCAGCCAGUGCAGUUGGGUUGGUGUGCACGCCUGAAGAGAUCUACCUGGAUCUAUCAUGUCAGGAGUCAAGGGGGAAGUCCCGCAGAGCAGCACAUUGCCAGCAACCAGCACAGCAGUCCAACUGCAUCCACUGUUUACCCCCAUGCAGAAUUGCGCCCAGUGUGUGAAUCAUAUUAUAGCUACCAUAUGACUGUGAGGUACCCUGUGCGUGGAUUCUACACUGUGACACUCCGCAUUGAGAAUGGGCCUCAGCUGAGCCGUAGCCUGGACUUGUAUGUGCAGCCUGCCCUACUUCAUGUCUUUUCUGCAUCUUCUACACUGUUGAGCUUCCCCUAUAAAACCCUCAACCUUUCCUGGACCCUCCAACCUCUCAGCGCCAGAAAAACAGCUUUUGUGUUGGUGGAUGAGCAGGGUCAGGGGGACUGGUCUCGCUCUUACAAUUACAAUCCAUUUGCUCUGCAAAGUAAUUUCUGUGCUGCACCCAAACCACAGCAUUCCAGGGAGAAAGUAGUAUCCAGCGUCUACUUCCAUACCAACAAAAGGAUAUCUGGAGAACCGAGAGGCACACUCAAUUUUUCAGGUGACACUCUGGUUUUCGCAGCUAGCAGUACAACUCCAAUUCAUCUUACCCUCAACCCACGGAAGAUAAGGACCGGCACUUACAUUUUUAGCCAUAAAAAGGGACUCUUCUAUUCCACCCAAGAAGGCAGUGCUGUCAAUGCCAUUGGUGGGAACUCCAGCUCCCACUAUAUCUUUUACCAACAGGAGAGCUUCUCUUACCUGAUCAUCCUUGAAUUUGUCCAGCUGCGAUGGUAUCGGUUCAGCAUGCACAUGUAUUUAAACCGGAGGGGGCCUCUAUUCAGGUCUCUGGGAGAAGAAGGUAUAGAAGUUCAUGUUUUCAGUGAUCAUUCACUUGAUAAAAAUCUGGUCUAUAUUGUGUGGUUUGUCCCUGUACAGCAUCCUCUACUGCAGUGUGAGUGGUCUUUCAACGUACAACUUUUUGAUUCAAAGGAUGACCAUCUUCUUUGGAACAAUACUUAUUCUUACAAGGAUCACGUCAGAGAUGCCGCCCGUUUUCUCCCCCACUCUCUUUUACCUUUCAGAACUGCACUUUACACAGGUUUUGUAGCAGAAGUGGAUUGCAGAAGAACUGGACUGGCUCGAGCGGUUUUAAAAACUACAGUCAACGCUCGUGCAUCAAAGGUCUUAAAGCCAACAGUGCCUUGUCAAAAGAGUUUCUGCCAGGAAUUGACUGCUGAAAUCCAGAAACCUGACCCUUCUAACCCAUUCAUAAGAAUGACCAUGAGAGUAUAUCUACCAGCUUAUAGCGUAACCAUCAGCGAGUCCGAUUCAGUUAUCAUACAUAUUGUAGAAAGUGAUUUGGUGGCAGUCAUAGCUGGAGGCUCUUUCAGGACAGUAGGUGUUUCUGAUCCGUGGACUUUGGAUGCAUCUGCUUCCUUUGAUCCUGAUUCAGCCAACCCCCACGAAGGACUCUUAUUUAACUGGCUGUGCUCCAAACGAAAAUCUGACUUUUUAAAGCUGAAGCUGAGUACAGAUGGAAAAUGCUGUCCAGAUCUAGAGUCUUUGAAAUGGACAGAUUCCCAGGAACCAGUUCAAAUACUGCAACAAGAAACACUUCUACCAAAUAAUACGUAUUAUUUUGUUCUGAGAAUUACCAAAGGUAGAAGAACUGCAGAUGCUUAUCAAACAGUUCAGGUACUGCCUGGUUCUCUUCCUGUGUUGAAUUUCACCUGUAUUCGAAACUGUAGAAGAAACAUUAUACCAGCUAAAAGACUAAUUGUAUAUGGGAAAUGUUUAAACUGUGAAGCUAGUCCAGCCGUCUACCACUGGUCUCUUCUUUCAUCAAGCUCCAAUGAAAUAGUUUUUGAUUGGGAUGCCAAAACUUCAACCGGAAGGUCAAAUCCCUACCUCAGCAUCAAUCCAUUGGCAUUCAACACUAUGCCAUACAAAUCUUAUACUCUUAGCCUCACAACAAGCACACAAGGAAAACAAGAAGCCACGUAUAAGUAUUCAUUUUCUAUUAAUACUCCACCACGGAAUGGAAAAUGUACUAUUUAUCCAAGGGUAGGCACAGCGUUCCUUACAAAAUUUGUUGUCCAAUGUAGCGGAUGGGAAGAUGAAAAUGAACCACUUACAUAUAAAAUCAUAGCCCAUUCUGAUGAAAUGAAGACAAGUAAAAUGUCUUUUCCAGAGAAUAGUUCAUAUGGAACGAUAGUAUAUGUAGGUAACCAACAUAAAAUUCUUCCAUCUUUUCUUCCCCUUGGUGUACCAUCUAAAAAUUAUUCCUUGAUAGUAUGUGUUCAAGUGUAUGAUGCCCUUGGAGCAUUUUCUCAAGAAAUUUUACAAGCAACGGUGCACAAUCCAAGAAAAAAUAAGCCAACUGAUCAUGUUCUCAGUGAACUACACAAUUUAAUCAGCGGACCAAGUGCCCUCGUGGCAAUUUUCUUUGAAACAAAAGAUUACCUUAAUAUAGGUUAUUAUGUGUAUAUGGCGGCCUCAGUAUUAAACAAUAUUAGGACAUCACCAGCCAUUCAUGGCUCUAAAAUUAAUUUGCGGGAAGCUCUUCUUAAUGUGUUCUCAGAGAUUCCUAUGACUGAGGUUGAGGUAAUAAGGCAAGUGAUCAUGAGUAUCUGUCAAAUAACGCAGGAAGUCACAGAAUUAAAUGGGAAAUCCCAGCUUCUUGCAGUCAGAAAAUUUAAAGAAGCCAGCGAAACUCUACAAUGGCACAAAGCCAGUGACCCGGAUUCUAAGGAAACUGAAAUUCUUGUCCAUGAUAUAUUUAAGGGGCUGUCAAAUGUGUUAACAGCUGCUCUACUGAACGGUAGGCAUGUCAAUGUAAAUUCUGUUAAGGAAACCAUUGCUGUGACAGAGAUACUAGCAAACUUAUUAUUACAGGACAAAGUUCCUGGCGAGUAUGAAACUAAUCUAGAAGCUAAAGACUGGGCCAUUCAUCUAUGGAAAGAUGAGAAGCAGGAUGUUUCUGAAACUUUUAGAGAGAGAAACUGUAAGAACUGCUUCUAUCCCAAACUGAAGAAGGAAAAUUACACUGACUUAUCAGCAGAUGCUGUGGUUUCCACUGUUUUGUAUGAAUUUUCUGAGAAUCCCUUCCCUUGGCUGGUGGAUACAGCAGCUAGUCACACAAUAGUGACUGGGUUCAAAAUGACCACAACUAAAGAAAAUGGUGACAUCAUAGAGAUCACACCUGAGGUUGUGGAAGUGACAAUGGACAUAAAAAACAAGGAUUCUUACACCUUUGGUCUAACAGUAGGGCCGGAUAAAAAACACCGCAAGACAACAGGUGGCUUUAGUUUUGAAGUCAACAGAAUCUCCAAAGACAUAUUUAUCCAGAUUGUGAGUAACCUAACAGUUACUUUCAAUGUGUCUUUCUACCUUGGGCUCGAUGUCAGCCACCCUCCAUUAAUUUCUUAUAUUGCUUACUUUGACAAACCUCCAGUACUAAAUGGAAAAUACUCUAAUAUCAGUGACUGUGCAGUUAAGACUCCUUAUGUCCUUUGUCUUCCUCAAUCGUUGCUUUGGCCUUCAGUGGAAGGCAGCACAGCAGACAAAUGGAACAUCUCAGUUGUUUUACAGUCUCAUCCCAUUGUGAGAGGUCAAACCACAAAGAUCGUUCGCAUUGCUGUUUUUACAGCAGAGUGUCUAGACUUAGACGGAGUUCAGAACAAGUGGAAAGAAGGAACGUGCGGUCUUGGGUCUCAGACCAGCCAGUCCAAGAUACAUUGCAUCUGCAAAUUAAAAGAUAGUACCAUAAGAACAAAAAGCCCCAGGUCAAUAGGGACUUCUGCAUCUAGUAUCAGAUUUGUUGCUGGUGCGUUUCAGAUCUAUCCCAAUCCUUUGGAUAUAAAUAAGGUCCUUUUAGCAGAAUUUGACACAAAUCCAGUGACAUUAUUUACCGUGUUUUUCAUUUUUGCAAUCUACAUCUUUCUGAUUAUCUGGGCAACAAUCAGAGAUAAAAUCGACGCAAGAAGAAAAGACAAAAUCCUUGUUUUGCCAGAUAAUGACCCUUUUCAGAGAUUUUGCUACCUGGUCACUGUAUACACAGGAAGUCGGCUCGGAUCAGGAACCACAGCAGAUGUCUUCAUUGAGCUGAUAGGCCAAAAUGCUGUCAGUGAUGUACAUCGCUUAGAACACCCAACUUUGCCAAUCCUCUUUCGUGCAGCUGUUAACACAUUUCUCCUAACCACCAAGGAAGACUUAGGAGAUAUUUUUUCCGUUCAUGUCUGGCACAAUAAUUGUGGUUCUUCCCCUAACUGGUACUUAAGCCGAGUCAAAGUACACAAUGUAAAAACUAAAGAGUACUGGCUUUUCUUAUGUAGAAACUGGUUUGGUCUUGGAAAGGCAGAUGGCAAAAUAGAAAGGUCAUUUCUCGUUAGUAACCCAGCCAUACCUUUAAAAAAAAAGGAUUACUUCUUGAUAAAACUUGCCAAAGACAUGGAAGACAGUCAUGUAUGGUUCUCGGUCUUCUCUCAGGUUGUCACCGGUCCUUUCACCAGAGUCCAGAGGAUAUCUUGUUGCUUGGUAAUCAUGCUCUCCAACCUAUUAUUUAACAUCAUGUUCUUCAGCGGUGAAGAGGAAAAGCAGGUCAUUUCAAUACAGCUACGUUAUCUGAAAUCCAUCUAUAUUGGAUGUGUGAGCGCUUUGUUUUCUAUCCCGGUGCAUUUGACAAUGAUAACUUUAUUUAGAUAUUCACAAGAAAAGCCUUUGCCACAUGAGACAGGUGAGCCACAGAGAUUAUUCCUCUUAGUGUCUGAAAGCUCCGAGGAAAAUCGCAAUUUGAACAUGAAUGCCCAAAGUCCAUCACCAACAAACGCCUAUCGUAGAAAUUAUUCAGCGGAGAAGGUCACAGAAAGUAGGACAAGAAGGUUAAUACACCAAGUAUUGCACUUCAUUGCUAAAAGACCAAGAUUUGCAUGGUGGUGCAGAUAUGUCUCUUGGACACUGGUCUUUUCAAUAUCUACAACUGCAUCUUCUUUCAUCAUCUUAUAUGGUUUGACCUAUGGUUACACAACAUCACUGGAAUGGUUUAUCGCAUCCAUGACAUCGUUGUUUGAGAGUGUGUUUUUGCUUCAGACAUUGAAGCUGGCUCUUUACACAGCAAUGACCACUGUCGUUCACAAAUACUUGAAACAUAUCCCCUGGAUAAGAACAGAAAAAUAUGAGCGUAUGAAGCUGGAGAAACCAAUUGUAGAUGAUAAUGACAUGAGAAGGCUGCAUGAUGAACUUGUACAACUUAGAGCUUCCCGGGAAUACCAGCCCUUAGAAGAGGAUGAAAUCAUCAUUUUGGGGAAGAAAACACGGGCUCAACACCUAGCGUCCGUUUUUAUAAAGGAUAUUAUUGUUCACAUAAUUUUUACAUCCUGUGUUUUAAUCAUUGCUUACUCAACAGAAACCACGGCUAGCUUUUAUUACAACCAAGCUAUUUAUAAUAAAUUCUCUCUCAAUCUGUCCCAAGUAAAUAAGCUGGAGGAUGUGUAUACAUGGACAAGCAGUGUCUUUGUGCCACUGAUACACAAUGAUUAUCAACCAACCUAUCUUUCAGACACUUGGUCUAAAAUUCUUGGUUUGCCCAGAAUGAGGCAAAUAAGAGCCACAAAUACUGGAAAAACAUGUUUCCACUCACACAGCUUUGUAAAUAGUUUUCUGGCAAAUGAAAGCCAUUGCCGCUAUAAAUAUGGCAUUGAUCCAGAAGAUGAAGCUGAUUAUGUUGGAUCGUGGACAGUCCCCGUGAAUAAACCCACUUUCAAACACCCCAGAAGUUUUCAAGGGUUUACAUAUGAGCCAGACAUUGAUCAGUGGGACUAUAAAUCUUAUGGUAUUUUAAACACAUAUGGGCCUGAGGGGUACAGCUUUUAUUUUUUUCCUGGAGAACAGCGACCCAAUACUACAAUGAGGCUGGAUGUACUUCAAAGAAAUGGCUGGCUUGAUGAGAGGACCUGGGUAGUGAUUUUUGAGCUAACCGCUUUCAACCCAGACAUAGAUCAAUUCUGCAGCAUCACAGUCAUGUUUGAGACUUCUGAUAUAGGAGUUGUUAAUGCCAGCUUGUCAGUUCAUUCUUACAAACUGCCUCGUUUCCGUCUUCAAACUAAUUCCCAGAUGGUGGCAUUUGGAGUUAUGACAUACAUUCUGAUCUUUUACAUUGCUAAUGCAUGUAAUACGUUACGCCAGGAAAGGAUAGGUUACCUAAAAACAACUAACUUAAUAAAUUUGGCAAUAAAGACCAGCUGUAUAUUUUUUAUAUUCUUAAUUGCACUCAAAUUCAAAAUGGCUUCUACCUUUAUAGAAUUUUAUCUCCUUAAUCCAGAAAAAUUUGUUCCUUUUCACGUGGUUUCUCAAAUUGAUCAAGUCUAUAGGAUGGUUGCAGGGCUUUUAACCUUUCUUCUGCUUUUAAAGCCUUAUCGCUAUUUUAGAUUCAUGUAUAAUGUCCGUCUAGCAGAAAACUCCAUAGCAGCUGCUUUUCCAGUGUUUGUUUCCUUGUCUAUACUUACUGGUUUGAUCCUUUUUGCACACGUGUCAUUUGGAUACCUUUUAUUUGUUGAACAUGAAUGGAAUUAUAAUACUGUGGGUCAUUCUGCCCAGACUAUUGUUUCAUAUUGUGCUCACAUGGUGACGCUUAAGAGCAUUCAGUUUGCAUCCAAUACAUGGAUGGGGAUCUUGUUCCGAUUUUUAUUUAUGAUUACAAUUCUCUGCGUUCUCAUUAAUUUAUGGCGUGCUGUAAUUAUCUUUACCGAUGGAUCAAUGAAACAACCUACCUAUGAACAGCACUCCGACGAAGCAGAAGCAGUAAACUUUGUGGUUGGUAAAAUCCAAAGUCUGUGGUUUUUCAUCACCUGUCAGAUCCCACCCAAAAGCGACAGUGACCUCGUGGAUCGUAUAAUAUUUGGAAAACCUGCGAGAGGGAAAGCUCGGCGUGUUGGGCUCAAGAGCAAAGAAGUGAAAGGCAAGAAAAUGGUGCAAAUAGGAUCAGCCCACAUAAGAAAGCUGUUGCUAAAUGACUGA
Euleptes europaea (tarantolino) is the source of this 7539-nucleotide messenger RNA. RefSeq names its product polycystin family receptor for egg jelly-like. Lineage: Eukaryota; Metazoa; Chordata; Lepidosauria; Squamata; Sphaerodactylidae. Gene Ontology annotation, biological process: detection of mechanical stimulus. The coding region runs from base 1 to 7539 and encodes 2512 amino acids. The transcript is spliced from 2 exons. Gene Ontology annotation, cellular component: membrane. The record is from RefSeq and is a predicted model, not a curated record. Gene Ontology annotation, molecular function: protein binding; calcium channel activity.